AUGGCCUUGAGAGAUACCUCGGACCGAAACCCGGAUGCUGUGGCCAUUCGCUUACGCCUGGUGCAUGCCACCGUGGCCUGUCGGCAGCCUGACGAAGACCUCGCCAGGUGUGCCUUCGCCGACGCGGCGAGCUACAUCUCCCACUUGACACACGUAAGCCAGAGCUGCUGCAUGUCCCUGGACGAAGAGCUGGAGCUAUGGAACAGCUUGAGCUCCAUGAAGAGCGAAAUGGAGGCCACCAAUCGCUUCAUCGCAUGGCGCCGAAGCGUGCUGCUGGCUUGGAAGCAAGGCUCCUCCGAGGUGGACGUGCCAUGGGCGCGGCGUUGCCCCGGUGCGUGGCUUUCCACCGUUCUUGAUGACGAAGAGCAGGCGGUCUAUCUCCAGAAUCUGCCUGUGACAGAAAUCGACUGCAUCGGCCGCCCGACGAUGUAG
Symbiodinium necroappetens is the source of this 432-nucleotide messenger RNA. The record is from the annotation of a GenBank genome assembly. Lineage: Eukaryota; Dinophyceae; Suessiales; Symbiodiniaceae.